CUGCAUUAACCCGUACGGGUAAUGUUAAAAAGAGGACGAGGUGAGGAUGGACGCUGUUGUGUAACCGUAAUUCAACACGUUGGAUGAAUCGGCCUGCUGGGAGGAGCUGCACGCCGUCGACUGAGUUGGCUGAGGUCCGGGCAGGUCAACCAGGCGGGCCCGGUCUGAGAACAGAGGAGAGAGGAGAGAGGGGAGGAGGAAGAUCACUGAGGAGGGGAGAACAAUCGGAAGAGUUGUUUUUUUUUUUAACGACCUUGAGAUUUUUUUAGAUACUUGUUUCUCUAAGUAAGUUGUUGAAAACUGUUGAAAACCAAAAGAUGGGGAACUGGGUCGCCCGUGAGGACUACGAAUGGGUGUAUACGGACCAGCCGCAUGCCGACAGGAGAAAAGCUAUCCUGGCCAAAUAUCCAGAAAUCAAGUCGCUGAUGGGUCCUGACCCGAGGCUGAAAUGGAUUGUGUGCAUGAUGGUGGUGAUACAGUUUUUAGCUUUCUACCUGGUCAAAGACUUGGACUGGAAAUGGGUUUUGUUUUGGACCUAUGCCUUUGGCAGCUGUAUCAACCACUCAAUGACCCUUGCUAUUCAUGAGAUCUCCCACAACACGGCCUUCGGAAACAACAAGGCCAUGUGGAACCGCUACUUUGCCAUGUUUGCCAACCUACCCAUCGGCCUGCCCUACUCUGCCUCCUUCAAACGCUAUCACCUGGACCAUCAUCGCUACCUGGGUGGAGAUGGUGUAGAUGUAGACAUCCCUACUGAGUUUGAAGGCUGGUUCUUCUGCACACGCUUCCGUAAAUUCAUCUGGAUUAUUCUGCAGCCGCUGUUCUAUGCCAUUCGGCCCCUCUGCAUCAACCCCAAACCCAUCACUCAGCUGGAGGUGACCAACGUGGCCUUCCAGCUCACCUUUGACAUCCUGCUCUACUGGCUGUGGGGGGCCAAGCCUGUGGUCUACAUGCUGGCUGGCUCCAUGCUGGGGAUGGGCUUGCAUCCCAUCUCUGGUCACUUCAUAGCUGAGCACUACAUGUUCCUCAAGGGCCAUGAGACCUACUCCUACUAUGGCUCCCUCAACCUGCUCACCUUCAACGUGGGCUACCACAAUGAGCACCAUGACUUCCCCAGCAUCCCAGGACGCAGGCUUCCCAUGGUGAAGAAAAUAGCAGCAGAGUAUUAUGAUGAUCUGCCUCAGUACACGUCGUGGGUGAAAGUCCUGUAUGACUUCAUCAUGGAUGAUACACUGAGCCCGUACUCUCGAGUCAAGAGGAAGCUGAAGGGAGAUGUCAAACAGGAGUAACUUCACUGAAAGCUUCACUGGAACAAAGUUGCAGUAUCCACCAUGACAGCAGCCGGGCUCACCGUCCUAUAAACUUACCAGCUUCUGCAGAUUAAUACAUUCAACAUGUGCAAUAAUGGUGGAGAUUGUGUACAUGAGUCUUGUAUGUUUUUUUUUUUUUUUUUCUCCACAGGAAGAGAAAAUAGUUUCAGAUAUUUGUUAUCCAGGUCAGAAAAACCAAGACAAGAGGUGUGAGAUUAAAAAUAAAAGAGUUUGGAGUUUGUUCGUGUGAUUAUAGGCAGUUCCUGUGACUGGCUGCACCAAGACCUUGGUUUAGAUCAAACAAGUAGUUCAUCUCGGACACUUAAUUUGCCAUGUAUUCUGAAUGAAAUAAGACUGUUGGCUAGAGUGCCAUGAAAUUUGGUGUAAACAUUUCCGUCCCCCACAGGAUGAAUAGUAAUUAUUUUGGUGAACUCUCCCAAUUCCUAGGUUUAAAAGUAACUCCAAAAUGUCCAAUUUAGGUUGCUGUGUUGUGUUCAGGCUCUUUCAUGCCAGUUAGAGAUGAUCCGUUGCCAUACUAGCUGCUGUGUGCUGUAAACAUGAGUGCUCUUUACAUGUUGGGUCUAUUUUCAAGGUCUCUGAGGCCACAGUGUCUGUUACCACGCUAAUCUGAAAUGAGUAAAACAACAACUAUUAGUAAAACAACUCUAUAAACAACAUUCAGAUAUGAACAGACUGCUGGAAGUCACCUUUUCUUAGAUACUUAAAUUGGACUUUUGAACCAUGCUGGAGACUCAGAAACUUUGCAGAACCAGAAUAUGAUGCCGCCAUAACCGGUGGACAUGAGAGGUUAUGACAUAUCCAUCAGCUUCACCUGUACUUAGCAUGCUAACACAUUAAAUUAGGAUGCUGACCAUAGUACACAUUUUACCUGCUAAACAUUAUGAACGUUAGCAUGUUGAUAUUAAUGUUUAGUUCAGAGUAUAGCCUCACAGCGCUGCUUGCAUGGUUGUAGACUUAAAAUGCUUAAAAGAUGAAACUCAAGAGGGGGGGCGAGAAUCUGUUGUGCUCAUGACUGUCAUUGAAAUAAUUAUAAUCCGUCAGUGCUGCAGCCCGUGGGAGAACAGGAAAGUCUUCUUUUUUGAUCAUAUCAUAUUUUGAUCUCCCCAUGGUUCUCGCCCUCGCGAGCUGACACACACUCCCUCUCUGAAAGGGCUUUGGUCCUGCUCAGAAUGCUGCUGCUAAGCAGUUUUUAUCAGAAGUAACAAGAACCUGUUACCAGAAGCCUUAUUGAGGCAGUAGCAAAAAAGUUUUCCCAAGGUGUUAAUGGAUCCUAAAACGUUUGGAUCGGUGAGAACAAAACAAGACUGGCCUGACUAUAGACCAGUCUAAGACGUCUUUGUGCAACCAGCCCCAGAAAUGAUUAAGAUAGCUCGACAGCCAACUAUAAUGAAACCUCUCACAGGUCGUUGUACCAUUUACUCCUGUAUGGUGACCGAGUGCAAACCGUAUCAAAGGUGUUCUGUGUUGAAGUUUGUGUACUGCCACAGAGAUUAAUUGUAUACAACUGAAUGAACCUAGAUACCUUCCUCCAUGAUGGACUUGUUGUUGGUCAACAGCAUUGCUCUGUGUGUGUGUGUGUGUGUGUUUGUGUGUGUGCGUGCGCGCGUGCGUGCGCCGAAGUGGACCAAAGUUAAACUCUCAGUGAAUCCACUCAUUAAGAUCCCCCCAACAUGAACUGAUUUGUUGUCAUGUCUGUUUGAUAUCACAUGUAUUUAGUUUAUGGGGAGGCUUGCAUUGGUUGCUUUAUAUGUCAAAUGUAGAGGCUGCCGUUCCUGGCCCAUGACCCUUUCUCCAAAUGCUUUGCUUUUUAACAUGUGACUCUUUAACAUAUCAUGACAUUAUACAGCCUAUUGUCACGCCUCCAUUCAACCUGUGGGAGUCAGUUUGAAGAUGUGUUGCAUGUGAGAUGAAAGUGUGUUACUCAUCAGUGCCUAAGCUUUUUUUUUUUUCACUUCCGCCUUUGUGGUCUUAAUUUAAAUUUUAUGAAAUUAUUCACUUUGAUGAGAAACCGUAUGACAAGAAGUGAAAAAGUGUUUAAUACUGAAAUCACUAGGCUUUAUUGUUUUUCUUCCACUUCCUCCAGCUUUAGAUUGUGAGGCAGGCUUCCAGCUACACCUGAAUAGAUGUCCUCUGUCUUAUGUUUCUUGAAAUUGGUAGAUUUAGCAGCCUGGAACUGAAUUACAUGUGGUUGCUAUUGAAUUGGCUGAUUCCACAAUUUUUAUAUUCCCGGCAGUGCAGAGAGGGGGCGUUGAUCAACAUUUGGACCAGGGCUUCAAACUCUAAUUACCUGGGGACACGUGUAGAGUCAGCGAAUAAAAACACUGCUGCUAAUCAGUGGUCCACCUCUCUUGAAAUCGUGUGUCCUCCAAGUCAACUUCUCGGUUUAAAAAGACCAUUUGGCGUCUUGUUGCUGCAGUAAAUCAGACCUUCGUGUCGGAAGAUAAAAUUUACAGAGAUACAGGCCAACACAACACGAAGACCUCCCCUCUGGUGCAAGUUUAGGUGGAACCAAACACUUUUUCAUCUAUCAGAGAGGAGGAAGAGGAGGGUGUGAUGUGUGCAGAGGCCCCUGAUGUAGACCCUCAAAUACUACAUUUCUGUCCACAUUUAUACGUGUACAUUAUACACAUCACUGUUGAUUCUGAUGGGUUUUCCUUUUUCAACAUAUUCAUAGAAUUUUAAAAACCCCAUUUGAACUAUAAGAUAGACACCAUAUUAAAUACUGCAAGUGAACCUGAAGGUUGUCGUGGAACCGUAGUUAAAAUUUCUAAAUUUUUCAAAAGAUUUUCUGAGUACUUGAAGGAUUUGAGCUGAGAUCAGAAGAUUAUUCUUAUUUUAAAUGUUUUUAAUUGUGAAGCACCAUUACGUUAGUCACAUUUAACAAUUUAAUAUAAUAAUUGAAUAACACCCCUUAUUGUUAAAAAAAUCAAAAUAUAGAAAAUAGAACAAAUACAACAUAAUACCACUGGUAUAAAACUUAAAAUAAGCCCUCCCUCCCUUUAGUUGACUGUUUUAGUUCACCCGUCUUUUCCAAAUGCAAAAGUAAUUUUUGAGGAAUUUUUAAAUAUUUUUUUAAGCUUGUCCUUGAGGAUACAGUACAGUACCUUAUCCUACGCCUGUGAAUAUAUGUUGUGUGCCCUCUAUAAAAUCUGAAAUUGUAAUAAAUACGGUCUAGCAUUGAUGGAAA
Xiphias gladius (swordfish) is the source of this 4518-nucleotide messenger RNA. RefSeq names its product delta(4)-desaturase, sphingolipid 1 (gene degs1). Gene Ontology annotation, molecular function: sphingolipid delta-4 desaturase activity. Gene Ontology annotation, biological process: ceramide biosynthetic process. The coding region runs from base 318 to 1289 and encodes 323 amino acids. The transcript is spliced from 3 exons. Gene Ontology annotation, cellular component: membrane. The record is from RefSeq and is a predicted model, not a curated record. NCBI's taxonomy places the organism in Eukaryota, Metazoa, Chordata, Actinopteri, Istiophoriformes, Xiphiidae.